Molecule: messenger RNA, 1611 nt
Organism: Rhinocladiella mackenziei CBS 650.93
Lineage: Eukaryota; Fungi; Ascomycota; Eurotiomycetes; Chaetothyriales; Herpotrichiellaceae
Product: T-complex protein 1 subunit delta
Exons: 2
Coding region: 1-1611 (536 amino acids)
Biological process (GO): protein folding
Cellular component (GO): chaperonin-containing T-complex
Molecular function (GO): ATP hydrolysis activity; ATP-dependent protein folding chaperone; ATP binding
Source: RefSeq, a predicted model, not a curated record
AUGGCAGCUGCUUUGGGCAUCCAAGGCAAUGCCGGAAAUGCAGCCUUCAAGGACAAAGAGAAGCCAAUGGCUGUAAGGACUGCCAAUAUCAUGGCAGCCAGAGCCGUUGCAGAUGCCAUCAGAACCUCACUUGGACCACGAGGAAUGGAUAAAAUGAUACAAUCUGGCAAAGGAGAAAAUCUGAUCACAAAUGAUGGCAACACUAUGCUGAAAAGCAUGAGUGUAAUGCAUCCGGCGGCAAAGAUGCUGGUAGAUCUCAGCGCAGCCCAGGAUAUCGAGGCUGGGGACGGUACAACGUCGGUGGUUGUGAUUGCAGGAAGUCUCCUCGGCGCUGCCGACCGAUUACUCUCUAAGGGAAUACAUCCUACCAUCAUUUCGGAGUCAUUUCAGAGGGCUGCCGCCGCGGCAGUCAAAGUGUUGCACGACAUGUCGCAGCCAAUCUCACUAUCUGACCGUACAACCCUCCUCCAGGCCGCCUCGACCUCUCUUUCUUCGAAAAUAGUGUCACAGUAUUCAGGCCUGCUUGGUCCAAUGUCCGUGGACGCCGUCCUCAAGACAAUCGACCAGAAAACGGCGGACAAUGUGGACUUGCGAAAUAUUCGAAUCGUUAAGAAAAUCGGUGGAACAAUUGAGGAUUCGGAAAUGAUAGAUGGACUGGUUCUCAACCAGCCUGUGAUCAAGAGCAGCGGUGGCCCGACCAGAAUCGAGAAGGCACGGAUGGCCCUAAUCCAAUUUCAACUCAGUCCACCAAAGCCCGACAUGGAAAAUCAGAUUGUUGUCAACGACUACAGACAAAUGGACAAGAUCUUGAAAGAGGAGAGAACAUAUUUGCUGAAUAUGGUCAAGAAAAUCCAGAAGGCAAAGUGCAACGUGCUGUUGAUCCAGAAGUCCAUUUUGCGAGACGCUGUAAACGAUCUGUCAUUACACUUUCUGUCAAGAUUAAAGAUCAUGGCCAUCAAAGACAUUGAGCGGGAUGAGGUGGAAUUCCUGUGCAAGAGCACAGGAUGUAAACCAAUUGCCAACAUUGAUACCUUCGCAGAGGACAAGUUGGGUAGCGCCGAUUUGGUUGAGGAAGUCCAAUCGUCCGGAGCUCGAUAUGUCAAGAUUACAGGCAUUCGAACGGCGUCACCACAAAACCAAACGGUAUCGAUUGUUGCGCGGGGUGCCAACUCACUAGUCUUGGAUGAAGCAGAGCGUUCAAUUCACGAUGCGCUCUGUGUCAUCCGGUGUCUGGUGAAGAAAAAAGCACUCAUUGCUGGGGGCGGGGCACCGGAAAUCGAGAUCGCGCACCAACUGUCGAAACAGGCACGGGAGUUGACGGGUACCGAAGCGAUAUGCUGGAAAGCGUUUGCGGAUGCAAUGGAAGUAAUUCCUACGACUUUGGCGGAAAACGCAGGCCUGAACAGCAUCAAAGUGGUGACAGAUCUUCGACAUCGACAUGAUAUGGGAGAGAAGAAUGCGGGCGUCAGCAUACGAACCGGAGGGGUCAAGACGAAUAUUGCAGAUGAGAAAGUGUUGCAACCUCUUCUUGUGAGCACCAGUGCCAUUGAAUUGGCGGCUGAGACCGUCAAGAUGAUUCUACGGAUUGAUGAUAUUGCAUUGUCACGAUGA